AUGAGUGGCGAAGGCGGCCCGCCGGGCAAGGAGGCCGGGGAUAUUUCCAAGCUGCUCGGCAAGGCCAGGAUACCGGGAGUCAAGAAUCCAACUCCAAACCCGAAUCCCAUUCCAAAUGCGCCCAGACAAUCCGCUCCCGCCGCUCCCGUGGAGCUCGACAUCCCCGACGAGCUGGCCGCGAGGAUCCUCGACAUAAGCGACGGGCGCCUCAUUAACGGGGUGUGGGAACCCGUCAUAACACAGGAAGAGCGGUCUCAGCCAUUCGGCGCCACCGUCGAGGAGUUUGAAAACGCAAUCAACUACGAGGUGAGUCAGCUCGAGGCCGAGAUCGAGGCGGGCACGUACCCGUUCGCGGCGGACCCGGGCGCGCAGUUCCUGCGUCAGCUGAAGAGACAGGAGGAAUACCGCAGCAGCAUGGAAAGUCGCAAGGCCGCACCAGUCGUGGCGCUCUUCGCGGGUUCGCUCACGGGAGUCACCGCGCCGAUGUGGGCCCUGUGGUCACCCUCGGACGCAAACAGAAAGAUGGAGUUUGCAUCCUACGAGGACUACAUCGAGUACAAACGGAAGAAAAACCUGCUGAAGAAGUUCAAGGGCGCGACCAAGAAGAUCAACAUCCUGAUGAAGGCGACCGCGGGGUUCGACCAAUCCGGUAAGGCGCGCGCGGAACGAAGGGAGGAGGAGGGCAGGGCGGAGACCAAGAAGGACGCCGCCGCGCUGGGUACCGGCCAGCCGUCGUCGUCCAAAGGGACGGCCGCCCCCGCCGCCGCCGCCGCCGCCGCCGCCCGCGUCAACGAGAUCCAGCCUCCAGCCUCGACGGAGGAGGAGGAGUUCGAAUCGUCCGAGUGGGAAGCCGCCGCGUUUGACUCGUACGCGGCCGUCGCGUUUAAAAAGUUGACCGACCCGACCGAACCGCGAGAGACCCUGCGCGAGAGGGUCAGGCUGCUCAACGCGGACCUCAAGAAAGAAAGGCACGAACGAAAGCGCAGCGCGAUGACCAGGUCCAAGAUGACCACCAGGUCGCAGGUGCAAGACGCGAUCCAAGUGUUCGCGCAGGUGAUCGAGAACGAAGAGGGCAUCGCCGUCUGCGAUUUCAUGAACGCCCUCGUGAUGAAAUCGAUGGCGACCGACGCGGAGACUGAGAUAUUCGGCGAGCUCGCCGAUGGCGUCUCGUACCCGCUGAGCAUGGAGACCAUGCGGGACGAGCCCAAAUGCAUGCUCGGUGAAGCCGUGAGGAAGUUCCGUCCGACCAAGCCGAGGGUUGUGGUCGUCGUCGAGAAACGGUACAUGUCCAUGGCCAUAAAUGCCCUCAAGAAACACCACGAGGACAGCGGCUCCGGCGGCAGUGCCUUCUCUAACCUUUAUCCCGCGCUAGGGUUCGUCGUCGUUCCGAACGGCACUUCGAUGUCGCUGGCGAAGGCUAAUCUCAUGAUUGCCCUCGCGCGAAUUCUAAAACGUCACGCCCUCGCCGUCACGUGCACCGGCGGCGUGAGCGUUUUGCAGCAGAUGCACCAGGCGGCGAUUUGGGACGUGCCGAUGAUCGUGCUCGACGAUUCCGGUCGCAUCUCCGAUAUCUGGAUGAAAAUGUGGCUGAGGCGAACGGCGGAGAAGUUCAACGCGGACAAGGCGCACAAGCUGAUCAGAAGCAAACUCGGAUUUAACAGAGGUGUGGAGAGCGCGCACAUGGUUCGUGAAAUUCUGAAGAAGGGAUCUCUCAUGUUGCAUUCCAUCAAGAGUGACGAUUCCAGCGCGCUCGAGCGACUCUUUCGCAUCGAACUGCAAGGGGACCAACUCAUCGAGACGGCGCAACGCAGGAUCAAGUCUUACAGGAGGACAAUCAAGGAAUACAAGGUGUGGAAGCCAAAGCUAUUGCUAGCUACGAUUUUCUUUGGAUUGGCAGCCACGCUUGCCUCUGUCUUCGUCAGCAAUCUCGACAGCAUGAGUCUCGGUUCAGGGGACCAUUCGACAGCAAAGACGGGCUUGAAAUGGAUAGCCGUCGGAGCUCCCGCGGUACUGGUAAUUCUCAACAACAUCGAGAACUUUGUGAACUUCAACAACAUGCUGAUUAUUGCGGAGCGUGCCAACGCAAAAGUUGAAAGUUUACUGUACAUCUAUCGCUUGAGGGCACUGAACUUCAGCGAUAGCUUCAUCGAUCGGAAAAGCAAAAUGGAGAUGCAAAGACAAAAGAUCGAAGAAUCCCUGGAAAAGCAACGUCAGCUCGAGGCCAUGAGGGUUGGGAAUCGAAAGGCGCUUCAACAAAUGAGGGGUGACGAAGAUGACGAAGAUCCAAGCGAGGAUGAAGACGAAUCCAACAAGCCAGACGAGAAUGAUCAGUCUUCCGGUGACGUCAUCACUCGACGCCAAGCAGAACUCGCUAGUCAACUUGAGAAGAUAAACCACGACUUUUCCGAGUCUGGGGCGAUUCUGUCAGAACUGUCGAGUGUCUUGGACAGGGGGCGAAAGGAGGAGAUCAAGAACAAGGGCACCGAAAACGCGAAAGAGCUCACGGCGACGCAGCUGCACAGAAGGCGCGUUCCCAGCAAGUCUAGAGCUCAAAAAAUGGUCACCCCAGGCGGUAACGACCCGACGACGGCAGAGGUCAGCGACGACGACCUCGACGACUCAGGAGGAAGGCUCGGCGCCCUCGACCUCGACAUGAUGAGCCCCAUCGCGGUUGCCACGCCCUGGGCAACUAGGAUGGACGAAGCCGCCAGAAACAUGGACGCGAAUAUGCAGCGAGGCGUCGACGCGGCCAACACCGAAAUUCAGGCUCGCAGCGGCCAGACCUUUGGCGGUCAAUCGUUUGGAGGUAAGACUAUUCUCGCGGCGCAGAGCAUCGGCACUCCGGCCCGGCGACUGGAGGGUGACUUUGGAGGCGCGUCGGGCGUGAUUAGUCCCGGUGGGAUGAUGAGUCCCGGAACCCCCGCGAAGCUGAAGAAGCUGGGAAGCAGUCAGCUCAUGCUUUUGGAUAGCGUCGUCAAGGGUGCCAAGACAAAACGCACGAGUGUCUCGGCAUAUCUCGCCGCCGAGGCUGAUGCGGUUGACAAGCAGAUCCACGAGUUCAUGGCGGAUUUGGCAAAGGAGACUGACGACAUGGACGUCGUCCGUUUCAUCGUUGAACUGGCCAAGGCGACCAAGUCGGACGUUCUCGCGUUCAUCAACGAGCAAGCCGCGGCGGAAGGUUGGACGGUCCCGCAGUACAUGUUUUUGCAGGCGUCGAGGGCUGGGUUUGGUGAAGGGCCGAGCGGUUGGCGGGAGUUUGCCGAGCGGUUGGCGCAGACGGCUCAGCUCGAGCGCGCCAAGUAUACCGAGUUGAUGGCCGCGGCGAGUGGGAUAUCAGUGUCCCAAUACCUGGAACAGAAAACGGCGGAGCUGGCCAGGGCGGCGAACAUGACCGUUCCACAGUACCGUCGACAUCAGCUCCGCUUGCAAGGCCAGAUGAGACAGGCUCAGGGCGCAAUCGCCGGAGCUCAACAUUUUGCCCUGGAAAUUCCAGGGCAGAGCUAUCAGACGCCAGGCGUGAAGGCGCCGCAAGGCAAACUUCCGCAGCUCACGACUCCACAGCUGGGAACGAUAAAGAAACCUCGGGUUCCCAAGACACCCGUGCAAUCGCUGUUAUCGUCUGUAAUGUCCCCACUUGCUAAAAAAUCGAGCAAGAUUCAUGCGGAAGGGGCGACAAAGCUCGACAGGCUGCAGAGCAAGCACGGAGGAAUUGCGUCGGUGUUCCAUCAACAACUCACCAAGUCGAAGGUCAGGGCGAAAGCCGAGCUAAAGGAAUUCGAGGAUAGCGGCUUGGCGACCAUCAACUCGAGGGAUUACGUCCGCUACCGCCUCUCCAUCCAGCUGAGGAGGUUCCGCGAGAAGUACGCGGCGCUUCAUUUCUAUUCCGUGAUUGUUCAGGUUUGCAACUACGUCUUGUCCGCGGUGGGAUCCAUCCUCGCCACGGUGGGAAGGCCCGAGUGGGUAGCCAUCACCGUCGCGUUCAGCACGGCUCUGCAGGGAUGGCUGAGGCAGAACCGCAUCGAGGAGAGGCGGCUCGCGUUCCGUAAAGCAGCCGCGGAGCUCGCGGACGCUCGGAUGAAGUGGGACGCGGUUCCGAUGGAGCACAAGAUGAUGCAGAAGGAGAUCGACCAGCUCGUUUACAGGGUCGAGUCCGCGAUCGUGAGCGUGGUGGAUCCCCUGCCGACGCAGGUGGUGUGCCCGAGCCUGGAAUCGCUGCUUCUUCCCACGGAUGAAAUCGAGGGACUCGACGAGGUUGUCAACAAGGAUGGGAAACAGCGAUGA
Molecule: messenger RNA, 4281 nt
Organism: Micromonas commoda
Lineage: Eukaryota; Viridiplantae; Chlorophyta; Mamiellophyceae; Mamiellales; Mamiellaceae
Exons: 1
Coding region: 1-4281 (1426 amino acids)
Source: RefSeq, a predicted model, not a curated record